AUUUUUGUCAAGCAGUCGACGUUAAGCUACGGUACGGUUUUGACGUGAUCGGCUUUUUAAAUAAUAUAACUGUACCCUUGUCACUGACCAAUUGAAAUUCAAAUUCAGGACUCCGAGAAUCACAGCCAUUACUACGAAAUAAAAAUGAUCUUUUGGAAGAAUAGUAUCGUCAUUUUUUUGGUAUUAUCCGGAUAUGCAUUUGCUGAGAAAGAAGACGACACUGCAACUGCAUUUAUGGAAGCAGCUCAAUCACUCUUACAAAAUAAAGAUGCAAUUGGCGAUCUCAGUAAUGUGGCGAGAGCUUUUAUGCAGUCGGAUACUGGAAAGCAGAAAAACGACGGUUUAGGCCAGAUAAUUUCUGGCUUAGGCAGCUUGAUGGGUAACCAAAACCAAGGUGGUGGUGACGGAGGUGGUGGCGUGGACCUGUCGAUGAUCGGCGACCUAAUCGGUGGAUUGAGCUCGUUAGCUGGUAACAACAGACGCACCAGGUCUCCUCAUCAACACGAAGGCGAAGAGAAUGAAUCGUCGGGUUUUGAUUUCGACAGUAUGCUCAACAUCGCUUCAGCUUUCAUGGGACAGAGUGGUAAUGCCGAAGGUAUCAUGGGUUUGUUACCGCUUGUACUCGACACCUUCGCAGGAAGUUCCACUGACAAGCAUGGAAAGUCCGAUCACUCGGAUCAUUCGUGGUUCAUGCCACCGAUACUUGAGAAUAUUCAUCUUAUGUGGGAUCACUUUAGGAGUUCUGAAUUGGGACAAACACUAUGGAAGAAUAGCGGACUCUCCACUAUCGUGGGCUCAAUGACGGACGAAAAUGGCCGAAUUCAGUGGGAAAAGAUAAUGGAAAGUUUUGAAAAUCCAACUCAAAGGCGACGCUGGAUUAACUCUUUAACCAAUUACGUGGCCGAAUGGAUGUCCCAUGUUUCUGAUCCGGCUACACAACAACGUUACCUGUCCACCGCUCAGUUCGUUGGCAACAGCUUCUUGAAAUCUCAGGGUUAUCCCAAGACUGUCAUGUUCGAUACUGCAAAGCCUGUUGAAAGUCUUUCAAGGCUUGCCAAUGCAGUGGCUAAGCGACACCUUCAUAUGAAAAUCGAUAGUAUUCUCUAUAUCAAACCAGCCGUAGCAUAUAUACAAGAAUUAAUGAGUUUGGCUUCGGAAAAGGGUUUUAUUAUGUCAAGGAUCAACGCUCGUGAGCUCAGCAACAAAUUGAGUGAAUCGAUCAAUAACGGUUUCAUUGGGCCAUUGCUGAAAGCUUACCGUGCAUACAAAUGGGGUUCAAAGAUGCCACAAUGUGCCGCACAAAUUUUGUGCUCGAUCAACCACAAAUCAACGCCAAUGGAAGGCAAAGUCAUAAAUGAGUCAUUCCGCAGAGGUUUAACGAAAAUAGCGAGCUUCCCAGCAGCAUGGGGUAUUAGCAACAAAAGUGGACUUAGUUUCUGGUCACUUUACGCAUCGAUAUUGGAUACAGAUAAUAAUUGUUUAGAAAAAUAUCCAGCUGAUUGCACGCUAUUCCAUGAUGAGGAGAUUCGAGUGACUACCGAAGCCACCCACGUUGAACUUUAAACUAAAGUCUUUUUAGUUUAAAAUGUAAUUGUUAAUAACGAAAAAGAGACUGUUAUAAACUUAAAGAAAACGAAAGAUUUGCGGUGUUCUGGCGGGGCUGUCAAAUGGCUCAAUAUUGCAUUCAAUUUACCUCGUGCUUUUUUUAAAUUUCUUUUAAAUUAAGACACGUAAGAAUAAAUUUUGCGUGUAGUUUGUAAGGGUACAAAAGAUCGAUGAAAAUAUAAAACCAGUAUGAAAGUUAACAGUUGGCGUGAAAGAAUGAAAUUAAAAAUUAUAAUUUAUGAGCUUCAUUAAACGAAGCUAUACCGUUUAGUCUAAAUUAAUUCAUGGUUUCUAUAAAUGUGCGAGUAACGGCGCUAAAAAGAAUUUAAAAAUAGCAACAACAAAAAGAAAUACAAGAACGGACACAGUCGAGUAACCAGAUCCGUUCUGGAUAGACUUGUUUAUACAUGACCGUAGAUAGCCGAUUCGUAUAAAUAAUUCUUGUAAAUAUUAGAUAAAUGUCAAAUAAAAUAUAAGUGAUACACAAAAAAAA
This is a messenger RNA of Phymastichus coffea, 2098 nucleotides long. RefSeq lists its product as uncharacterized. NCBI's taxonomy places the organism in Eukaryota, Metazoa, Arthropoda, Insecta, Hymenoptera, Eulophidae. The transcript is spliced from 7 exons. The record is from RefSeq and is a predicted model, not a curated record. The coding region runs from base 145 to 1563 and encodes 472 amino acids.